Molecule: messenger RNA, 2328 nt
Organism: Amyelois transitella
Lineage: Eukaryota; Metazoa; Arthropoda; Insecta; Lepidoptera; Pyralidae
Exons: 14
Coding region: 1-2328 (775 amino acids)
Cellular component (GO): extracellular matrix
Source: RefSeq, a predicted model, not a curated record
AUGUUCUCAAAACUUCUUUCUCUCUGCGCGCUGGUCGCAAUAAGCCAGGCAGGUCUCCUAGCAGAGCCUGUCCAUUACUCCGAAGCAGUGUCCUCCCAAAGCAUCAUCCGCCACGACGAGCCCCAACAAAUCGCCACAAAAUACUCAUCAGCACCAGUCACCAAGCUAUCAGUGGUCUCCGCCCCGGUGUAUCACAGUGCCCCGGCUACGGUGUAUCACAGUGCCCCGGUGUAUCACAGCGCCCCGGUGACAUACAGCGCUCCUGUCCAAUAUUCUGCCCCUGUCGCCAAAGUAGUGGCACAUGAACCUGAAAUUUCUAACGCCAAAUAUGAGUAUUCAUAUUACGUAGCUGACGACCACACCGGCGACAACAAGUCCCAGCAGGAGGUGCGCGACGGCGACGCCGUGAAGGGCUCGUACUCCUUCCACGAGGCCGACGGCUCCAUCAGGACCGUGGAGUACACGGCUGAUGCCCACAACGGCUUUAACGCGGUGGUUCACAACACCGCCCCAACUCCAGCACCUGUUCUGGUUAAGACUGCUCCGGUCUUGAUCCUUUUAUUAUUAGUUUGCUUCGUGGGAUUCAGUCAUUCAGUAUUUAUUGAUACUAGUCCAAAAUUCAAAGACGAUUACGAAAACUCAAAGGCUUGGCAGUAUAUCAAAGUUUACCAUCCACCUAGUGCAAAAUAUAUGCAUACAUACGAUUUCUAUGCAUACCCAAAAUAUGAGUUUGAAUACGCUGUAUCAGACAAGAAGACGGGUGAUCAUAAACAUCAUCAUGAGCACAGAGAUGGAGAUAAAGUGAGAGGAGAAUAUAGCUUGGUUGAGGCUGAUGGUUCAUUGAGGAAGGUGCAGUACAAAGCUGAUGAUCAUAAUGGGUUUAAUGCAGUCGUUAGCAAAUUAUAUAAUAAGCAUGGAGAUAAUGCUUUCUCUGUUUUUGAUCAGACGAGGGAUUUCGGACAUGGCGUUAAGAUCAACCACUAUUUCCCAGGCAAAGAUUAUUUUUAUGAAUCAAAAUUAAAACAAACCAUUCCUGUAAAAGAAACAGCACAAGAACCUAAAAAAGACAGUGAGCCUAGUAAACUCGAAACCGAAAGCAAUGAUGAAUUAUCAAAAGCAGUUCCAAACAAAAUUGAAGAAGUUGAACAUACAACAAUCAAAAUGGAAGCGGUCGAAAUUCCACCUGUGAAAAUUAUACCAAAUGUUGAAUCAAUGGUUAUGCCAAAUAGUGCGAGCUUGAAUUCGGAUAUAGUGAUGAUGCCUCUUGUCGAGGAAGCUCCAAAGAAACCAGAAACAAAUGAAAGUGAAAAGACUAGUUCCGAACAACCGAGCUCAGAUUCUGAAGUAGCCUCGUCACACUACCGUUAUUCCAGAAUAUAUUACGUCCUGUUACUUUGCGCCGUAGUGGCCGCCUGCCACGCCGGUCUGAUCCACCAUGCUCCAGCAGUCUCCUCUCAGAACAUUUACCGUCAUGACCAGAGCAUCCACCAUGAAGCCCCGGUACAUUAUUCUGCUCCCGUCGUCCAUGCCGCUCCUGUUCAUGCCGCCCCUGUGUUACAUGCCGCCCCUCUGAUCCACGCUGCGCCCAUCCACACUGCUGUGCAUGCUGCCCCAUCCCAUGAGGAUCAUUAUGUUGAUGAAUACGCUCAUCCCAAAUACGGCUACUCUUACUCCGUGGAGGACCCCCACACCGGUGACCACAAGUCCCAGCACGAGGAGAGAGACGGCGACGUCGUAAAAGGAGAAUACUCUCUACUCCAGCCUGACGGCUCCUUCCGCAAGGUCACUUACACCGCUGACCACCACAAUGGAUUCAACGCCGUCGUGCACAACACUCCUCCGCAUCAUAGCGCACCUCUGAUCCAUUCACCCGUGGUACAUGCCAUUCAUGCGGCUCCAGUGGUACAUGCUGCCCCGGUAGUGCAUACUGCCCCUGUGGUGCAUGCCUCUCCGUUGAGUUUGGUGCAUCAUGUUGCCCCCGUGCAUCAAACUCCCGUCGUGCAGCAUGUAGCGCCUGCAGUGGUUGGCCGCAGCGAACGGGUGGAGGAAUAUGCCCCUGCUAGAUACGAGUUCUCGUACUCCGUGGAGGACCCCCACACCGGCGACCACAAGUCCCAGCACGAGAGCCGCGACGGUGACGUCGUGAAGGGAGAGUACUCUCUUCUCCAGCCCGAUGGUUCCAUCCGCAAAGUGGAGUACACCGCUGAUGAACAUAACGGUUUUAAUGCCGUGGUACACAACUCAGCGCCAACUCCAGAGAGCGUAGCUGUGCAUUCGGCCUCAGUCCACCCCACCCAGACCAACCCAGGGCAAUACACACAUCACUAA